Molecule: messenger RNA, 1319 nt
Organism: Orycteropus afer afer
Lineage: Eukaryota; Metazoa; Chordata; Mammalia; Tubulidentata; Orycteropodidae
Source: RefSeq, a predicted model, not a curated record
AAAAAGAGCUUCUCCUUUUUUUCCUCCUCCAAGUUUCUAGUGGAGAGCUAAACCCAGGAUUCCAAUCUUGGGUGACUUCAUAGGCAAGCAUUCAGAGAUUUGCUUCACUUUGAGUGUCCUAGCCUUCAGUGGCUCAAGGUAUAGAACUCUGAGCAGGCAGGAGGCUUCCAGGUGGCAAAAUUCCCUCUCUCAAGUCCAACACCAUGAGGAAGGGAGAAAAUUUGGAAGGACCACCACCCACCUCAGCCUACCGUUCUGUCAUGGAGGAGUAUGGUUAUGAGUUGGGCAAGGUCAUUGGCAAUGGCUCCUAUGGGACAGUGUAUGAGGCUUACUACACAAAGCAGAAAGUCAUGGUGGCUGUCAAAAUCAUCUCAAAGAAGAAGGCUUCUGAAGACUAUCUUAACAAGUUCCUGCCCCGUGAGAUACAGGUAAUGAAGGUCCUGCGGCAUAAGAACCUCAUCAAUUUCUACCAGGCCAUUGAGACCACAUCUCGAGUGUACAUCAUUCUGGAGCUGGCUCAGGGUGGUGACGUCCUUGAGUGGAUACAGCGCUAUGGGGCCUGCUCUGAGUCCCUUGCUGGCAAAUGGUUCUCCCAGGUGACCCUGGGUAUCGCCUACCUGCACAGCAAGGGCAUUGUGCACCGCCUGACGCCCAGCCUUUCUGCUGCUGGUAGGGACUUAAAGUUGGAGAACCUGUUGCUGGACAAGCAGGAGAAUGUGAAGAUAUCGGACUUUGGCUUCGCCAAGACGGUGAUUCCUAACCAGCCUGUGCGUAAUAGCCCUUCUUACCGCCACAUGAACUGCUUUGCCCACCUCAGCCAGACCUACUGUGGCAGCUUUGCUUAUGCCUGCCCAGAGAUCUUGCUAGGCUUGCCCUACAACCCUUUCCUGUGCGACACCUGGAGCAUGGGCGUCAUCCUCUACACCCUAGUGGUUGCCCGUCUGCCCUUUGACGACACCAAUCUCAAGAAGCUGCUGAGAGAGACUCAGAAGGAGGUCACUUUCCCAUCUAACUGCACUGUCUCCCAGGAGUGCAAGAACCUGGUCCUCCAGAUGCUACGCCAAGCAAGCAAGCGUGCCACCAUCCUGGACAUCAUCAAGGAUCCCUGGGUACUUAAGUUCCAACCUGAGCAACCCACCCAUGAGAUUAGGUUGCUUGAGACCAUGUGCCAGCCCCCCAGCACCACUAAUCGCCACCCAUCUUUGGAAAUCAAGACCUGAGAAUGGCUGAGGGAGGAGGAUGAGAGGAGCAAAGCAAGGGGGCCUGGGGCUAUAAUGUUUUAUAAGAAAAAUAAAUCUAAUUCUGAUUUAGUUUCAUCA